AUGGCCAUUAGUUCGAGAAAAACCAACAACAAUAACCCAUCAUUGUCAAAAUCAGCUGCUGGCAAAUACGCAACACUGCCACGCCAUCAAAGGUCAAUCGCAGCGGUGGCCAAACAGAGGGGAUUAUUACAGCAGGUGACGUAUGGUGAGCGCAUCUUGCGGCGUGGCAAACGGUAUUUGCAAUUUGCCAAAGGCUCGCGUGUCUCGUGGCGUACAACUGGCAAAAAUAAUAUUUUGAAGGUGAAUACCCUCUGGGGUUAUGGUUAUGGAUUUCGCGCCAAUUUCCCCUUUCCUGGUCCUGAGGAGUCGCGGCGUCCCUUCUUCAAGCGCGAUGUAUUACAUUCACUUGCAGAUGUCCUGGACGGACAUGGCUUGGAUGGCCGAGCUUGCAUCCUGAAGUCUUAUUGUACGGCCGCUUUAGAUGUGGACUCAAAUAUUAGCGGUGGCAUGCUUUUCAAAAUGCUGAAACUUAUUUUUACGUUGAAGGAGCACGACAAGCGCCACUUUCCCUAUCUACGCCUGGAGAAUUGUAAACAAAUAUUGCAUAGUCACUGUCCAUUGAGCUUUAACAGCAUAUCACCAUACACGGACGAUGUAUGAGCAAAAUCAAAAGCAAAAAAUAAAAAAUAAAAAUAAAAAAGGAAACAUAAAAAAAG
Molecule: messenger RNA, 656 nt
Organism: Rhagoletis zephyria (snowberry fruit fly)
Lineage: Eukaryota; Metazoa; Arthropoda; Insecta; Diptera; Tephritidae
Source: RefSeq, a predicted model, not a curated record